AACUUGACAUAAUAUGUCAAUGUCAGACGUGAAGUCAACAUACCCACCUACAGCUGAUUUCACGUUAUUUUUUAUAAAAAAAUAUUCAUUUAUGACAUACUGGUAAGAAAUUAGGAAUUCAGGAAUUUUAACGAGGAAUUGAAGUUGCAUCGCAUAGAUAGCUUAUACUCACCGUCAUGCAAACCAUGACUACUACAAUAGAACCUUCUGUCCUACCGCCGAAGUUUUCGGCAGGGCCGAAGGGCUUAGGAGAUCCUGAUGAUAAAUCAUUAAGAAGAGUAGAAAUCGAAGUUUUAAUUCCAAAACUCAUGAGAGAAAAAGCAAAAACCGAGAAAUGUGUUUCAGAAGUAGCAGAAUUUAACGAAUGUGUGAAGGAAUCUUCAGUUUUUAUGGUUUUUAAUUGUAGAAAAGAAAAUAGUGUAAUGAAAGCAUGUUUGGGAGAUUGGUAUAAAAAUCAGGACUUCAUAAAAGAAUGUACAGAAGAAUAUUUAAAAGAGAGAAGUGAAUAUAGAAGAACAGGAGUCAAGAAACCUAUAAAACGAGCCUAAUUUAAAGUUGUUUUUUUAGCUAUUAGUUUUAAGAAAAAUAAAUGUUUUAGUCUUCA
Messenger RNA from Colias croceus (clouded yellow), 604 nucleotides. RefSeq names its product COX assembly mitochondrial protein homolog (gene Cmc1). Gene Ontology annotation, cellular component: mitochondrion. The transcript has 2 exons. The record is from RefSeq and is a predicted model, not a curated record. Lineage: Eukaryota; Metazoa; Arthropoda; Insecta; Lepidoptera; Pieridae. Bases 177 to 548 code for a protein of 123 amino acids.